AUGGGUGGCGCCUGGGGGCGGGGCCCGAUGCCGGCCCCGCCCGCAGACCCUCAGCAGCAGCAGCAGCAGCAGCAGCAGCAGCAGCAGCAGCAGCAGCAGCAAGUGCUUUAUUUCUGCACAGAGAUGCAGUGGGUCUCCCAGAAGGGGGAGAUGGACUGCGGGCUUGCAUGCGCUUUAAUGAUAUUAAGGUCGCUGCAUGCUUCGGGCUGCUGCCCCCAGCCCCCCUUUCUCUUGUCUCCUGCAGCAGCAGAUUUGUCUCCCCGCAGCAGCACAGACAGCGACAGCAGCAGCUGCAGCUGCAGCAGCUGCAGCAGCUGCAGCAGCUGCAGCAGCAGCAGCAGCCCCGCCUCAAGGGGCCCCCGAAGGGGGCCCCCGAAGGGGCACCCGAAGGGGCCCCAGAGGGGGCCCCCAGCGGGCCUGGACAGUGCCGUGGGGGCCCCCUCAUCGGGGGCCUCGGAGGCCAGCGAGCCUGCUGCAGCAGGAGACUCCCCGCCUGCUGCUGCUGCUGCUGCUGCUGCUGCUGCUGCUGCUGAGAGCGCAGCAGCAGGCGCUGCGGAGCCGCCCAGCUGCUGCUGCUGCAGCUGCGGGGGGGAGGGGGGCCCCCGGGGCCCCCGGGGGGCCCCCCGCUGCAGCGCGGAGAGGGGCCCCUUCGGGCCGCUGCUGAGGGGGGCCCCCCAGCCUGCAUGCAGGCGGCAGGCGCUGCUGCUGCUGCAGCAGCUCGCCCGCGGGGGCUGGACUGUCGAUUUGCUGCUGCUGCUGCAGCACUUGCCCUGCGGCUUCGCCACGCUCUGCACUGGAGUCGACCCCCGCCACGCAGACAAGCCCUUUUACAAAUCCUUUUCCGACGCGCCUCAAGCCUUCGACAAAGAGGCCAAAAGAGUAGCAGCAAACUUCAAAAAAGCCCAAAAGAUUGGACUUCAGAUCCAGAAAAGAAGAGUCUCGAGGGCCCAACUGGCCCACGAGCUGCUGCAGGGAAGAGUGGCUGUUGUGCUGCUGGACGGGGGCCGUUUGGGGGCGCGGGAGCUGCGCGCAGUGCCCCGCACCCAGUACGAUGGCCACUUUGUGCUGGUGUGUGGAGUGGCCCUGUCUCUUUCUGCUGCUGCUGCUGCAGCUCUCUUACAGCAGCAGCAGCAGCAGCAGCAGCAGGAGGGAGGUGCUGCUGCUGCUGCUGCUGCUGCCGCUGCAGCUGCUGCAGCUUCUCCCACCGGCCCUCCAAAGCGCCCGCGACCCUCGCCGUCCACGCCGUCCCCAGCAGCAGCACCAGCAGCAGCAGCAGCAGCUGCUGCUGCUGCUGCUGCUGCUGCUGCUGUGUCUCCUGAGUCAGUUAAAUAUCUUUUUCAAGAAGGAGUGAGGCCUUGUCAAGUUUUGUCUUUUCUUUUAAGAGACCCUUUGCGUCCCCAGGCCUUCUGGAUAGCCCCAGAGCGCCUCGAUGCAUGCAGAGACGCAGACGGAACAGACAAUGAUUUGCUUGUUGCCCAAAUGCCCCAAACCCUACACAGAGCUUGGCUAGCAGGGGGCCCCCCAACUGCCUACAAAGGGGGGCCCCCCAAGGUCUUCUAG
Molecule: messenger RNA, 1560 nt
Organism: Eimeria necatrix
Lineage: Eukaryota; Apicomplexa; Conoidasida; Eucoccidiorida; Eimeriidae
Exons: 6
Coding region: 1-1560 (519 amino acids)
Source: RefSeq, a predicted model, not a curated record